Messenger RNA from Closterium sp. NIES-65, 1407 nucleotides. The record is from the annotation of a GenBank genome assembly. Lineage: Eukaryota; Viridiplantae; Streptophyta; Zygnematophyceae; Desmidiales; Closteriaceae.
AUGUCCCGCAAGAUUGACUCAUCCGACGGUGGUGAUUCUGAGCAGUCUUGUCCUGCCGCUGCGUCGAUUCCCGACGAAGCCGGUCCGCUAGUCGCGUUAUCGGAGCUGGACUCGUGCGACCUUAUAUCGGGUCCGCACUCGGCGCACCGCCAACCGCGCCAGGCGCGCAAACGCGGCGACGACGGCAAAUUGCUCAUGUCGUGGCGCGUUCCGGAAUGGACGCUCCCGCCGCUGACGUCAGACCUGCGUCUCUCGUCACAGGAGCCGUUGGAGCAGCUGGAGUCGCGCACGCAGUGCCCCGGGUGUGGCAAGUCGCAACAUUACUUCUGCUUCAACUGCCUCCGGGCGUUCACCCCUCCGCACUCCACCCCGCGAGUGGCCCUCCCAUUCCACGCGCACAUGAUCUUCCAUCGCACGGAGCGAGCCAGCAUGAGCACGGGCGUGCAUGCUGCCGUGCUGGCGCCCGCGCACGUCACGCUGCACCGCUGGCCGGACGUGCAUGCGCGCCGCCUCCCCCAGUUCGAUGCGCGCGAUACGGUGGUGCUGUUCCCGAGUGCGAAGGCCAGGGAGGUGGGCGAGAUGAGCGCGGAGGAGCGGCGGAGAGUGAAGCGCGUGGUGCUGCUGGAAGGGAAGGUGGGCGAGGGGCGAGGGGGGAGGGAAUGGUGGGGAGGGAUUCGUGGGGAGUGGAAGGGCGCAUCAGCGCUGCUCGCCCUCCCGCAGCUGGCGUCCCUGCCGCACGUGCGGCUGCCCAGCAGCAUCCGCUCGGCCUUCUGGCGCUACCACACGCGCGGUGUGGCCCCAGACGCUGUCAGCACCGUCGAGGCUCUGCUCUGGCUCUGCCGCUGCUGGCACGCGGGGAGCUAUGUGGGUAACUCGCAGGGUAUUGGGUGUGAGGUGGAGGGGAGGAUGGUAUGUGGAGGGGAUGAGCGGAGAGGGGAUGGGAGGGAGAAGGGGAGUGGAGGAGUGUGGGAGAAGGGGGAGCAGAUGGAGGAAGAGAGGGGGAGGGUGGAGAUGGAGGGGGGGGUGGGAGUGAGGUGCGGACAGGAGGGAGGUGGGGAGAGGCAAGGGAGGGCGUUGGAUGUCAAGGGGAGGGGAGAAGGAAAUGAUGAAGGAGAUGAGGGCAGGCAGAGGGACACUGCAGAAGAGAUUCCCGAUAGAACCAUGCCCGAUAGAGAUUCCCGGAAUGGGGUUCAUGGGGAAGCAGCCACUCUCCAGAGGGUGGCCAAUGGCGGUGCAGAAGAGCCCAUGGGUGGAGAAGAGCCGGCAGCAAGCUUGCAGGAGCAGGGUGAGUGUAGUGCGAUGAGGGGGGCACACGCAAGUGACUGCCACUGCUUUGACGACUUGCUCUGGUUCUUUGCUCAUUAUCACCGCCGCAUCAUGCAUGAAGGAUCUGACCUCUUUACUUGA